Messenger RNA from Perca fluviatilis (European perch), 2558 nucleotides. It is a transcript of the gene pou3f3a, whose product is annotated as POU class 3 homeobox 3a. The transcript has a single exon. Gene Ontology annotation, biological process: brain development; regulation of transcription by RNA polymerase II. The record is from RefSeq and is a predicted model, not a curated record. NCBI's taxonomy places the organism in Eukaryota, Metazoa, Chordata, Actinopteri, Perciformes, Percidae. Bases 491 to 1780 code for a protein of 429 amino acids. Gene Ontology annotation, molecular function: DNA-binding transcription factor activity, RNA polymerase II-specific; RNA polymerase II cis-regulatory region sequence-specific DNA binding. Gene Ontology annotation, cellular component: nucleus.
UGUAAUUGGAUGGAGAUGGGAGAGGAAUACGCAGCAUUAGCACAAGGUAAACACAUGCUGGUCUUCUUCGCUCCGUAGAAGACGCGCCGGAUAGAGCAGAUGAAGUGAGCGAAACUACCGAGAGGACCGGAGAGGCUUUAACGUUUCACGCUGUCAUUUAAUCGCUUUAAAUCGUUAAGAGAAAUAAGUGAGAGUCAGCUCCUCAUGUUGGCACGGGACAAAGAAGGUGUUUUCCAUAUCAUCGGGUCUGUGGAUUACGCACGGCGGAGCUCCCGGGACAGAGAAAAGUUUUGAAGACAAAUUGUUUUGUUGCACAGGAAUGACAAGACACUGUGUUUUAUCACACAGGUCUCAGUGCGAACAACCUAACUAAUUAUCAGCUGAGCCUCUAUGGAGUGAUUUCUUUUCUAGACUGAAUUUAUUCAUGGAUCAGAACAAACUGUAGACUUGAACAAACCACCAGAAUAAAGAGAAAUAUAUCUGAAGAUAUAUGCUUUGGGGGAUGGCCACAGCCACCUCGAGUCCAUACCUAGCCAGCAGCAGGAUUUUGUCCGGCCCGGUCCUUCACUCUGAUCGGAGGGUUGGUGGCAUGCAGCCGGGCAGCACCGCUGUGACCACGGUGUCUAGUGGAUACAGAGGGGACCCAUCAGUAAAGAUGGUGCAGAGUGACUUCAUGCAGGGAGCCAUGGUGGCGAGCAAUGGGGGGCACAUGCUAAGCCAUGCCCACCAGUGGGUGACAUCGCUGCCUCACGCAGCAGCCGCAGCAGCCGCGGCCGCGGUGGCAGCAGUCGAGGCCGGCUCUCCGUGGUCCCCCAGCUCCCAGCCGCAGGACGUGAAGAGAGGGAGGGAGGACCUCCACACAGGCACUGCUCUGCACCACAGGUCCCCGCAUCUGGGGCCCCAUCAGGCGCACCUGGGAAGUUGGGGAAGCAGCUCCGCGGCGCACAUCAGCAUCACCGAGGGGCAGCAGCAGCAGCAGCAACAGCAGCAGCAGCAGCAACAGCAACAGUCCCUCAUUUACUCUCAGCCCGGCGGGUUUACAGUCAACGGGAUGCUCAGCUCGCACGCGGGGCAGAGCCUCAUGCACCAGGGGCUGGUGCGCGAUGAAUCCCCGGAGCUGGACCACGGAAACCACCGUCAUCACCAUCACCACCAUAAUCACCACACGCACCAUCACCAGCAUCACGGGAUGAACCACGAACCGCACUCAGACGAGGACACUCCGACGUCUGAUGACUUGGAGCAUUUCGCCAAACAGUUCAAACAGCGGCGGAUCAAGCUGGGUUUCACUCAGGCAGACGUGGGCUUAGCUUUGGGCACCCUGUACGGCAACGUGUUCUCACAGACCACCAUCUGCAGGUUUGAAGCGCUUCAGCUGAGCUUUAAGAACAUGUGCAAGCUGAAGCCUCUGCUGAACAAAUGGCUGGAGGAGGCCGACUCCACGACCGGCAGCCCAACCAGCAUCGAUAAGAUCGCCACCCAGGGCAGGAAGAGGAAAAAGCGCACAUCCAUCGAGGUGAGCGUGAAAGGCGCGUUGGAGAGCCACUUCCUCAAGUGUCCCAAACCAUCCGCACAGGAGAUCAACUCACUGGCGGACACUCUGCAGCUGGAGAAGGAGGUGGUCAGGGUUUGGUUCUGCAACCGCAGGCAGAAAGAGAAGCGCAUGACGCCGCCAGGACUGCCACGCACCCCGGAGGACGCAUACUCGCAGGUGGGCAGCAUAGGUCCUGACACACCGUCACCCUCCAUAGACUGCAAGAGGAUGUACAGCGACACGUGAAAAUAACUUUGGAACUUUGAAUCAACUAUUUCAUGUUUCCCUAAAUGAUGGGGUCAUUGAUUAACUUUUCUUACAGCUCCCCAUGUUCGUUGAUCCUCGUAAUGAUGUUAUCCAGUGUGUCUACUUUUAUGCAUACUCUGGUAUGGUUCUCCAAUACGAAUCAGCCUUUGGGACAGAAAAUGAAAAGCUUAACGGAAAUCUGAAUAGAAAAUAAUUAAAAGUCUAUUAAAGACUAUAUUUGUUUACCGAAAGAGCCUACAGAAUGAACAUUUUAUCAAUCUGAUGCCAAGAAGUUCAAACAAAAAAGUUAUUUCUGUAUCUCUGUAAAGUAAAAAAAAAAAAGAAAAAAGAAAAGAAAAGUUCGCUCGUAAUGCUGCAGAGUUGGAUGUCCCACAGGCUAGCCUACGUUUCUUUUAUAUGAAAGACAUUGAUUUAAUGCGCUUUAUUCAGCAUUAAGUUGUUUAUAAUAAGCAAUAAUUUAUCUUCCUUCAAACGUGUUUCUCACUUUUGUGUUGUGUGUCAGUGGAUGUAUGUUGUGACACAGUUUAAGAUGGUCAAAGAGCAAUUUAAAAUUAUACCAGUAUUGUUUUCCUUCAUAGGAAACUCCUUUUUUAAAUUAGCAAACAUUCCCUUAAGUUUAUGUACAAGUAAGUCAUGCUGUGUAUUUUUGUGUGAUGAUUUGGACUAUUUAUUUUUUCCAGUGUUUAUUUUCAUGGGAUAGACUAAUUAUUUAAUAAAUAUGACAUAAGAAAAGAAUUGUCUUCAGAUAUCUGAGAUG